AUGGGCCUUGACAAGUCAACCGUUUCGAGAUCCCUGCACAGCACAGACAGUGCUUUUUGCACGGUGCUAAAUAAUAUUCAUUUUCCAUGGGGACCACAAGAACAGAUAGCAGUUAAAGAGGGCUUCUACAAACUAUCCGGGUUCCCCAAAGUUCUUGGAGCGGUUGACGGGACUUUUAUCCCAAUAAGAAGACCCCCUAUCGUCGAGGAAGCAGCGUUUGUUUGCCGGAAGGGCUACCACGCCGUGAAUGUUCAGGCUAUUUGUGACAGCUCUCUUCGCUUCACAAAUGUAGUAGUCAAGUGGCUGGGGUCGACCCACGACUCGCUCAUUUGGAGCAACUGCAGCAUUGCCACUAAGAUGGUACAGCAGGCACGGGAUGGGUGGCUCCUUGGUGAUUCUGGAUAUGCAUGUCGACCAUGGCUUCUAACACCCUUUACUGAGCCGCAGACACGCCCCCAAGAGAGGUACAACUCCACCCACACAAGAACAAGAAACACCAUUGAGCGUCCGUUUGGUGUUUUAAAGGCAAGGUUUAGGUGUUUGCACAAGUCCUCUGGAUGUCUGUGGUUCAGCCCAGACAGGUGCUCAGUGGUUAUUAUGGCAUGCUUUAAGCUCCAUAAUUACUGCAUCACCAAGGGAGUGCAGGUACCACCAGGAGAUGUACUGGAAGAGGCAGAGGCGGAGACCAACACCCCACCCGCUCCCAGGCAGUGUGUAGAUGGCAACACCGCUAGGCAGAACCUUGUCAACGAAAGAUUUUCAUGA
This is a messenger RNA of Haliotis rubra (blacklip abalone), 765 nucleotides long. Its product is annotated as putative nuclease HARBI1. Bases 1 to 765 code for a protein of 254 amino acids. The record is from RefSeq and is a predicted model, not a curated record. Lineage: Eukaryota; Metazoa; Mollusca; Gastropoda; Lepetellida; Haliotidae. The transcript is spliced from 4 exons.